This is a messenger RNA of Micromonas pusilla CCMP1545, 960 nucleotides long. RefSeq names its product Drug/Metabolite transporter superfamily. Lineage: Eukaryota; Viridiplantae; Chlorophyta; Mamiellophyceae; Mamiellales; Mamiellaceae. The transcript is spliced from 2 exons. Gene Ontology annotation, cellular component: Golgi apparatus. Gene Ontology annotation, molecular function: antiporter activity. The record is from RefSeq and is a predicted model, not a curated record. The annotation marks the transcript as partial.
AAGACGCUCAUCCUCGGCGUCCUCUUCGCGGGCUGGUACGCGUGCAACAUCGUGUUCAACAUCUGCAACAAGCAAGUGUUGGGCGCGUACCCGUUCCCGCUCACGUCGACGCUGUGGCAGUUCGCCGCCGGCGUCGCCUUCACGGCGUUGUUGCAAAUGACGGGUAUACACAGGAUAAACAAAGAUGCGCUGACGAUGGAGUCCCUGAGGGCGAUCGCACCGCUCGCGAUCGUGCACACGCUGGGGAACGUCCUGACCAACGUGAGCCUCGGAAAAGUAGCCGUCUCGUUCACGCACACGAUCAAAGCGAUGGAGCCGUUCUUCAGCGUGCUCUUAUCGUCGCUGUUUUUGGGGGACGUUCCCUCCGCCGCGGUGAUCGCGACGUUGGUGCCGAUCGUCGGCGGCGUCGCCGCGGCGUCCGUCACGGAGGCGUCGUUCAACUGGCCCGGGUUCCUCGCCGCGAUGGGAAGCAACGUCACGUUUCAAUCCAGAAACGUCCUCUCCAAGAAGCUGAUCGGCGGCGACGGGUGCUCGCAGGCGUGCCCGGCGAUACCGAUGGACAACAUCGACCUGUUCUCGAUCAUCACCAUCAUGAGCCUCGCGCUGACGUUACCCGCCGCCGUCGUUCUGGAAGGUGUCCGGUUCACACCCGGAGCCAUCGCCGCCUACGCCGCCUCCGCCGGCGCCGCCUUUUCGCCGGCGGUGAUAUUCCAGAAGGCGAUGAUCGCGGGGGCUUGUUUCCACAUGUACCAGCAGAUCUCGUACAUGAUCUUAGCGCGCGUCUCGCCGGUGACGCACAGCGUGGGGAACUGCGUGAAGAGGGUGGUUGUGAUUUCGUUCUCCGUGUUGUUCUUCAAAAACGCGGUUUCGCCGGUGAACGCCGUCGGAACCGCCGCGGCGUUGGGCGGGGUGUACGCGUACACGCGGGUGAAGCGGGCGGAGCGGGACGCCGCCGCGGCG